This is a messenger RNA of Fibroporia radiculosa, 1398 nucleotides long. RefSeq lists its product as uncharacterized. The transcript is spliced from 7 exons. Bases 1 to 1398 code for a protein of 465 amino acids. The record is from RefSeq and is a predicted model, not a curated record. Lineage: Eukaryota; Fungi; Basidiomycota; Agaricomycetes; Polyporales; Fibroporiaceae.
AUGAAGAAGAAAAAAAGAAGACAUACCACGGCGGAAGGAGAAGCGACCCUUCUUUCGGAGAAACGAGAUCUCUCCGAACGAAGCCAGGCUCGCAACGAAUCAUGGGCUGACGCGGGGACAUACAGCUGCUACCAAGUCUCCGGUGCGAGGUCGAUCACCCGACUGCUACAGCAGCGAUCUUUUGCAAAAAUGGACAAGCGCGCGCACGAUGGCACUGUGUUCAAUUUGCCAAUGGGCCGGGCUCAAGCCGGAACUCGCGAACAUACCCACACACAACCUGCCGCCCACAUCAACCUGGCCGGCCAAGCUCUCUCCCCACUCUCUACAUCUCUUUCAGACAUGCCCGAGCCGAUCAAGAUGCUUUACCUCCCAGAGACCAUGGCCAACUGGCCAUGGCCGAGGAUGAUCAACCCUUACUACGAAGAGGUCAAGGCAGCGUCGAACGCAUGGUUCAGAAGCUUUAACGCCUUCAAGCCUGAAUCACAACGCGCCUUUGAUAAAUGCGACUUCUGCCGAUUAGCAUCUCUCGCGUAUCCAUGGAGCAGAAAGGAACAUCUUCGCACCGGAUGCGACCUGAUGAACGUGUUCUUCGUAAUUGACGAGUACACGGAUGUCGAAGAUGCAGAUUCUUGUCGGAUGAUGGUGGACAUUGUUAUCGACGCGCUGAACAACCCUCACAAACCUCGUCCGGAUGGCGAGAUAUUGUUAGGGGAAGUAACGCGGCAAUUUUGGGCUUUGGCCGUCAAGACUGCUUCGCCGAGCUCUCAGAGACACUUCAUCGAAAGCUUCACGGCAUACCUGGAGUCAGUCGUCUCCCAAGCCGCUGAUCGUGACAGCGGCGUCAUCCGCGAUGUCGACAGCUACCUCGCGAACCGCCGCGAAAACAUUGGCGCACGACCUUCGUACGUUCCAUUAGAGCUAGGAAUUGAACUCCCCGAUGAGGUGUUCUACCAUCCUGUCAUCGUCGAGUUAUCAAUCCACAUUGCUGAUCUCAUAAUCUUUGACAACGACUUAGCCUCCUACAAUAAGGAACAAGCCCAUGGGGACGACCAACAUAAUAUCCUGACGGUCAUCAUGCACCAAUACAACUACGAUAUCGACAAGGCCAUGGCUUGGUUGGCAGACUUCCAUGCCGAGGUCGAGACUAAAUUUCUCGAUGGUCUGAAGCGAGUGCCAUCCUGGGGACCUGCAAUCGACAGACAGGUCGAGGAAUACCUCCUCGGGCUUGCAAACUGGCCGCGAUGCAACGACUGCUGGAACUUCGAGAGCGGACGUUACUUUGGUAGCAAGGGACUCGAGAUCCAGAAGACGCGGACGGUGCAGUUGAUGCCGAAGAAAGUAAACCACGAUCGUGACCGUCGGAGAGAAGACGUCGACGUGCCUUUGGUGGAUAUAUGA